Oreochromis niloticus (Nile tilapia) is the source of this 1713-nucleotide messenger RNA. RefSeq lists its product as uncharacterized. Bases 235 to 1233 code for a protein of 332 amino acids. Gene Ontology annotation, molecular function: nucleic acid binding. The record is from RefSeq and is a predicted model, not a curated record. Lineage: Eukaryota; Metazoa; Chordata; Actinopteri; Cichliformes; Cichlidae. Gene Ontology annotation, biological process: DNA integration. The transcript is spliced from 2 exons.
CAUUCUCAAAUACAAAAUGGCUGGCCUUCCUCAAUCAAAGCACUUGAUGUCACGCUUGCACCUUACUACAAAAUCCGUAAUGAGCUCUCAACCCUAAGUGAUUAUGUUCUCAGAGGCUCAAGGCUCAUUGCACCACUUUCAGUGAGACCUAAACUGAUUGCACUGGCACAUGAAAGUCACCAAGGGAUUGUGCGCACAAAACAAAGAUUAAGAGAUAUCUACUGGUGGCCAAAAAUGGACUCACAAGUUCAGUCUGCCAUAACCUCAUGCCUCCUUUGCCAGUCCAAUGACAAAACUGCACAUACUAAUCCUGCUCCUCUCCAACCCGUCCCACUGCCUGAUGGACCGUGGAAAAAACUUGGUCUUGACAUUGUUGGGCCUUUUGAUACUGCAAUACCUGCUUGUAGAUACGUCAUAACAUUGACUGACUACUACUCCAAAUGGCCUGAGCUUGCCUUUUCACCUUCUGCUACUACUGAUGAUGUCAUUCAGUUCCUCUCAUCUGUCUUUAGUCGUCAUGGCAACCCAGAGAACAUCGUAACUGACAAUGGUACACAGUUCACCUCUGUAAUGUUCACCUCAUUCCUCCAGAAUAGAGGCAUCUCCCACAGCAGAACAUCUGUCUACUACCCAGCUGCAAACGGAGCAAUCGAACGGUUUCAUCGUGCCCUCCGCACCUGUAUCCAGACAGCAAUCCAGCAGUCAAAACCAUGGAAGGCUACUGUGCUGGAUUGGCUUCAAGUUUACCGUGCAACACCGCAUGCAACUACUUCCCUCUCUCCCUAUGAACUCCUGUAUGGCAGGAAGAUGCGUACUAAACUGGAUGUCCUCCCUUUGCCUCCUGCUGUGUCUCCACUGGAUGACGUUGCACGUCACUCAGUUCAGAAAUCUCAGUUGAAAAUGCAACGUUACACUGAUGGUAGGCGUCACGCACGGAAACCUUCUUUUCUACCAGGAGGGAGUGUGAGGAUAAGGAAACCCCACCAUGUUCCUAAAGGACAUCCCAGAUUUACCCCUCCUGUAACAGUAACAAAAGCCAAAGGCUCGAAUGCCUUCUUGCUGAGUGAUGGAAAGAUUUGGAAUGCCACUCAUCUAGCACGCUGUCGCCCGGUGACUGAAAAGAACGCUGACACUGCUAGGUUGCACCACACUCAGGCUGGCUCACCUACUGCCAGAAGACUGCCAUGCGUCAAGUACAAACCUCGCUGGCACAAAGACUAUAUUGUACCAUAAUAUGUUGCUUGAAAAAGGACAUUAGAGAAAUGUCAUUACUUGUUCUAUUUCGGGUUUAAGACGAACUGAUUUCCUGCCACCAAUGCACUAAGAAAAAAUUGUAAUGGAAAAACUGGAAUAAUUUCUUUUCAUUUUACAAUUUCAGGCUUAUUUAGCUUUUCUAGUUGUAGUAUUCUGAUGUUAUAACUAUUGCGACAUUUAAGUUCACCAGUGUAUGUUUGAUUUGCUAAACAGUGAAUUACUUUAUUUCUGUACUACGCUAUUUGGUGAACUCUUUUUAUAAAGAGAGAGGAGAUGUUGUGUUCUGUAAUGUUUAUAUCAUAUUGCACCACUAGAGGGUGGUGUCGCAAAAUAAGAGUAAAGCAGAGUCUGUAAAAGUUAAGCGUUAGAAUAGAGUUAGAUGGCUAGCUGAUAAGUGAUGUGUGUCACUGCUACCUCUUUGAUGUAAGUUUGUGAAUUCAUUAAAGAGCACUGUUCUUU